This is a messenger RNA of Seriola aureovittata, 747 nucleotides long. RefSeq names its product BRICK1 subunit of SCAR/WAVE actin nucleating complex (gene brk1). The transcript has 3 exons. Bases 43 to 270 code for a protein of 75 amino acids. Gene Ontology annotation, molecular function: protein-containing complex binding. Lineage: Eukaryota; Metazoa; Chordata; Actinopteri; Carangiformes; Carangidae. Gene Ontology annotation, cellular component: SCAR complex. The record is from RefSeq and is a predicted model, not a curated record. Gene Ontology annotation, biological process: actin filament organization; regulation of actin polymerization or depolymerization; cell motility.
UAUCCUUGAUUUAACGCUACGCCAGACUGCGACUCGUCCAACAUGGCUGGCCAGGAAGAUCCAGUGCAAAGAGAGAUCCACCAAGAUUGGGCAAAUCGCGAGUAUAUAGAAGUAAUUACGAGCAGUAUCAAAAAAAUCGCCGACUUUCUUAACUCAUUCGACAUGUCGUGUCGAUCCCGGUUGGCCACUCUCAAUGAGAAGCUGACAGCGUUGGAGAGGAGGAUCGAAUACAUUGAGGCGAGAGUGACAAAAGGAGAGACCUUGACCUAGAAUUCAUCAUUGAAAUUCAUAGAAUCCUAGAGCUACUUGCCCAUCCCCCCACCCUGAAUCCUUGGAAUAAGUGUGAUGGAUUGCACCCUACUUUUUUGGGGCCAUGUGGACCAUUUUUAUAUUAAAUGGCUAAGUUUUGUGUUAUUUUAUCUCAUGAUGCAUUUGUAUAGAAGAUAUGGCUCUGUUAUGGGCAUCAGUGAUUCAAGCAUCAUCAAUUUGACAAAAUAAAAAUGAGCUCCAUAAGUAUUGGUUUCAAAAAUGUUGUGGAGCUAAAUUAUGGAUCAGGUAUCAGCACAAUUUAUUGACCAUCUGUGUUGUAUACAGUAUCAUUACCACAUCAGAGAUUUAUGAAAGGGGAACAUUCUUGUGUGCCAUGUUGAACAAUUGUGUAGUCAUCUUUAUUAAGGACCUGCUUGUACAGUGAACUGUUUGGUGAUGUUUCCGGAUUUAAAUACUGUAAUAAAUGAUAAACAAUGA